UUCCGUGGGGCUGCCCUCCGCCGCCGCCCCCGCCUCCUCCUCUCCCCGCCCCCUGGAGGAGCGGCCAAGACGGCGGCGCCCCGAGCUAGCUCCUUGCUGCUGCUGCUGCUAGCUGAGUCUCCUCGGCCGCCGCCAUGGCCCUGCUCCCGCCGCCGCCGCCGCUGCUGCUGCUGCUGUUGCUAGCCUCGGUGCAUCGAGGGGCCGCCCCGCGGGGCGCUGGAGAGGAGCUGCGGAGGCCCCCGCCUGCCCGGAUAGGUGUGAUUGGAGCUGGCAUUGGGGGCACAUCCGCAGCCUAUUUUCUGCGCCAGAAAUUUGGAAAAGAUGUCCUUAUCCACGUGUUUGAAAAAGGAGACGUGGGGGGACGUUUGGCUACUAUCAAUAUGGAAGGAAAGGACUAUGAAGCAGGAGGGUCUAUCAUCCACCCUCUUAACCUGCACAUGAAGCAUUUUGCCAAAGACUUGGGACUUUCUGCUCUUCAUGGCCAUGGUGGUCUCCUGGCCAUUUACAACGGGGACGAGUUUGUGUUUGAGGAGAGCAGCUGGUUUGUGUGGAAUUUCCUCAAGCUUCUCUGGUAUUAUGGACUGAACGCCCUGCGGAUGCAUAUGUGGGUAGAAGAAAUCUUGGACAAGUUUAUGAGGAUCUAUCGGUAUCAGGCAUAUGACUUUGCCUUCAGUACCAACGAGCGUCUGCUUCACGCCCUUGGUGGGGACAACUUAAUCCACCUGCUAAACAGAACUAUUGAUGAAGCCAUGCAGAAGGCUGGAUUCUCUCAGAAGUUCAUCAACGAGAUGGUUACUCCAGUCAUGAGAGUCAACUAUGGCCAAGGAGUCAACAUCAAUGGCUUUGUAGGUGCAGUAUCUUUAGCAGGUGCCGAUUCUGGACUUUGGGCAAUAGAAGGUGGCAAUAAACUGGUGUGCAAAGGCCUUCUUUAUGCUUCCAAAGCACAACUGAUUUCUGGGACUGUUAUCUCUCUAGAGGAGAAAACACAGCAAAGGGGACGCACAGGAGGCACCGUGAAACUGUAUGAAGUGACUUACAAUUCUACAUCAGGAUUAACAACAGAACUGUACGACAUCAUUCUGAUUGCUACUCCCUUGCAGCGCAAAAUAGCCAACGUAACUUUUCGUAACUUUAACCCACCCAUUCCCGAGUUCUCCAGGCCCUACCAGCAGAGUGUGGCAACAUUUGUCCACGGGCGAAUCAACACUUCUUUCUUUGGCUACCCAGAUGGGUCACAAUUCCAUUUUAGCAGCAUUUUCACCACGGAGAAUCCCAAGUUCUUUUUCAACAGUAUUGGUGCUGUCUCCCCAGUUGAAGACAAAAGGUCUGCACAGACCAUGGCUGUGGGCCUUCCCAUUUGGAAAGUGUUCUCCGCUCAGCCACUCACGAAGGAGCAAAUCAAUCUGCUUUUCUCCACCCACGAUUCUGUGGAAGUGAAGGCAUGGCUUGCCUACCCACACUACAGUCCCCCAGAAAAGUGCCCCCCUGUUGUUCUUCAUGAUAGAAUGUACUACGUCAACGGGAUAGAAUGUCUUGCCAGCGCCAUGGAGAUGAGUGCAAUCUCGGCCAAGAACACUGCCCUGCUGGCUUACCACCGCUGGUAUGAGAAGACGGACAAGAUAGAUCAGGAAGACCUACACGAGAGACUGAAAACGGAGCUCUGAGUGGGAAUCCACUGCUGGAAAAGGGAUCUGGAUGGAUUAAGGUGGGACUGGAUAUGGUAAGAAGGUUAUACUGAUGAUGUUGGUGCAGAAAAAAAGUUUAAUUGUUUAAAGAGAAUACAGUAUUGGCAGCGGAUGAACACUUCAAA
Messenger RNA from Hemicordylus capensis (graceful crag lizard), 1810 nucleotides. RefSeq names its product prenylcysteine oxidase 1 (gene PCYOX1). Gene Ontology annotation, molecular function: prenylcysteine oxidase activity. Gene Ontology annotation, biological process: prenylcysteine catabolic process; prenylated protein catabolic process. The transcript is spliced from 6 exons. NCBI's taxonomy places the organism in Eukaryota, Metazoa, Chordata, Lepidosauria, Squamata, Cordylidae. The record is from RefSeq and is a predicted model, not a curated record. The coding region runs from base 135 to 1664 and encodes 509 amino acids.